This is a messenger RNA of Leucoraja erinaceus (little skate), 4529 nucleotides long. It is a transcript of the gene efcc1, whose product is annotated as EF-hand and coiled-coil domain containing 1. The record is from RefSeq and is a predicted model, not a curated record. The coding region runs from base 373 to 2373 and encodes 666 amino acids. Lineage: Eukaryota; Metazoa; Chordata; Chondrichthyes; Rajiformes; Rajidae. Gene Ontology annotation, molecular function: calcium ion binding. The transcript is spliced from 8 exons.
AGGCGCCUGGAACCAAAGAUCCUAUGCUCUGCUAUAGGAUCUUUGCCUGGAACAAAGUUUCCAGUCCGACACUCCCUGAUUUGCUCCCUCCCCUGCUAGCGUCACAUACGCGUGGACUUUUAUUUUGAUGAUCAACUUCCAAUUGCAGCACAGAACUGCUGCAACUCUCAGCACCGGGCAAGGCGCACUGAAUCAAGGGCAAAGUGGCAAACUCGGCUGAGUUUGCGUGUCAGCGCUCAGCCUCGCUGCUCAAACACUAUGCCGGGUGGAAGGUCCGGAUCCGCGCCUUCACAGUGCAGCCCGGUCCCGGUUAUCAGCGCUCACCCUAACUAAGGGCACUGGGCUCUCGGAAGCGGGGCGCCCGCCGUGGAGAUGGAUCGAUCAGACACUUGCGAUCCUUACAGGUGUCCCGCUCGCCGGACCCAGUGGAUCGUCAGCGCCUUGGCUUAUCACUACGGCCUGGACCGCGGGGUGGAAAAUGAGAUUAUUGUGUUGGCCACGGGUCUGGAUCAGUACCUGCAGGAGAUCUUCCACCAUUUGGAUUGCGAGGGAGAGGGCAGGAUCCCGAGAGAGGAUUUCCAGACCCUGUGCGGGAUCCUCGGGCUGGAUGGCAACUCGGAAGCUGAAGAGUGCGCCGAGAUCCUGGAGCAGGUCCCGCAGGAGCUGAAUUUCAGGCAGUUUCACGCCAAGCUGUGCGGGCAUUUCAGCACCAAAGCCGGCUGCCAGUACGAGACGGGGAGGCUACUGGUCGGGGAGGACAGCGAGCACAUCGAGACCCAGAUCCGGCUGAGGAGCCCCCUGCGGCGGCGCAAGAAAGCCCGAGGCACCGCUACCCUUGGAGCUCCUUCGGGCCAGUCGCGCAACAGGGCACCUUCAGCAGACAGGCAGCGAGCUGGCCCGUCUUGUGAACAGCGCCGAGCCUGCACCAAGGAGUGCUACGAGGACAUCGUAGCCCUGGAAGCGGCCGAGGACAAGAUUGCAAAGCUGGAGCAAGAGAACGAGAGCUUGAGGGAACUGGUUGAGGACAUGAGAGCCGCCUUGCAGAGCAGCGACGCCCGCUCCCUGGCGCUCCAAGUGGGACUGUGGAAAAGCCACGCCAGCCACGAGUCCCAGAGCUGCUUCCUCGCCUGGUCCAGAUCGGCCACUUGUCGAAGUGUCCGGAGCCGCGCCAGUCCCAACAACGGGCUGCAGAGCGUGCUGAAGGAAAUCGAGCUGAUCCGUAGCUCCAGGGACGGGCAGAUCGAAGAGGCGUUCAGGUUCAACCAGGAGAUGGGGAGAGAGCUGAGCAGGUCACAGGACGCGCUACUGAAACUGGAGGAGUGCAACGGCCACCUGAAGAAAGAGCAGCUGCAGACGAGGAAGCGAGUGGAAGAAGCGCGCCAGGCUUUGCUGGAUAGUCUGGAGAAAGUGAAAGAACUGGAAACUAGUGCCAAACAAAUCCCUCUCUUACAGAGAAACAUUGUGCAACUGGAAUCCGAACUGCAGUACUACAGGUCAGAGGUCAUGAAGUUUCAAUUCCUUCAAGCAAAUCCGUCAGAGGCGAGGUCUCCUCAUGCAUUAUACGAAUGGAAGGGGUGUUUACCUGUGCAUCAGGAACGCAGAUCACUGACAGGCGAUACAGAAGCUUCAGCUUAUAAUGUUGAAGAGCAGCUGUUUCGCUCGGUAGAAGGACAAGCUGCCUCAGACGAGGAGGAUGAGAAGUGGACUGAAGAUCAGAAGACCCAGGUGAAAGAAUUGAAGAAACUUUUGAACCGUCUCUGUUGCUGUGGAAAUGGCUGUGAUGAUAAAACUGUAAGGAAGCUACUGUCAGAGUUUGGGAACAUACAGUGCGACGAGAGCAACAAUGCGAUUUGGGAACUAGUUGAGAAAGUGGCAAAAUUAAAGGAGCAACUGGAGUUAAAGGAAUAUGAAACCCAACAAAUGGAGACCGACAUUGAUCAGUUGAAGGGGUCAUUGCUGUGUGAACUGCAGCGCAAAGUGGAUGAGACCGAACUGCUGCAGAUGGAGCUGCAGAUGCUGGAGACCGAGAGAGUACGUCUGUCACUGAUAGAAGAAAAACUGAUGGAUGUACUGCAGCUCCUGCAGCAGUUACGUGACCUUAAAAAAGAUAGGAGUUUCAGCCUAUGUAGAAAUGAAUACGCCACAGGGUUAUUAAAAGUGACUUGGAAGAAUGUGUCUAGGAGAUCGCUAGGAAAAAUCUUGCUCAGCACUUUAGAGUCCUGCAAUAACCCUCAGCAUGGAAAGGCUCACAUUUUGGAGGUACUGAAUGCCUUGUAUCAUGAACUUGCUGCUUGUGAGCUUCUAUCUGACAAGUCUUUGGAAAAGGCUCCAAGUCACCAGUCGCUGGUAAAUCCGCUGCUUAUCUCGUGUUGAGAAUCCGGAAACUGGCUUUGCUGAUUUGUACAUCGCGCACUUCAAAUGUUUCCUAUAAAUCUACAACUCCUGUACUCUGACCGAAUUUGUAUAAUUGACUAAUGCACCUUACGUAACACAAUGUUAAACUUGGCAGCUAGAUCAACUUGAUGGAGACUUGGCUGUGUAGUCUGGUUCUUGUUUGUUAAUCUUUACGAUUUGAGGAAGAGAAUAUUAGCGAAUUGCCCAAUAAAGGGUGGGUUAACAAAUGUAUUUAGUUUCAAAUGAACUAGUUGUCUCUUCUAAUAGUAUUAAACAAACAGCCAAAAUAUUAGAUUAUCAAUAAAAGGUGAGAGCAAUCUAACGAAAACAUAUAACAUUGGCUCAAAACAUAUAUCAUUUGGGAACCAUAAAUAUGAAAUAUGUAUUUUGUGGACAAGACCAUUUAAAAAAUGACAGAUUUACCUCCUACAGAGUACCACUGAGGUCACGAUAAAACUUCUGGGUCAGGCUUCAUAACAUAAAUAGCUGAAGUGAAGAAUACAGAACAGCAAAAAUGGGAAAUUAGACAGUGUAUCUAUGAUCCAGACAUAAAGGAAAAUACCAGUGAAAACUGAGGGGAGAAUUUUGUUUAACUGUCAAUGCUGUUACCACAAUGGAUAUUAUUGCAGCAUUGUAUAUACAUAUUUAUUCUAGUGCCAUAUUAUACACAGGAUAUACCUGAUACAUGUAGAGUUCAGCUCUAAAAUAGCAGUAUUGAAACUCAUGCCCAUGAGCAGCCAGGUGAAACAUUUUGAUUUGUAUGCUGAACUCAAAUCUAUGGAGACAAUUGUAAUUGAACCAGAUAUUUCCAUUGGUCAUGGAAGUCAAACGAGAGUUAAGUUAAUUGGCAUCGCAUCAGUAAAAUGUGGUCUUUGGAACUGAAGUCGGUCAACAAGCCUGUACUGAUGCCCCCUGACACGUUGCUCUGGGAAUCCAUUUAAAAAAAACACAAAGGGAGGCGAGGCGUGUGACUGAUGCUAUGAAUAACCCAACAGCAAAACAAGGUCACAGUCUCCCGCUCCAAACAGUCAAGUUAAUGGGCAAGUUGCCCACACAGUAUUAAUUUGGCAACAAGCUGUAACUAUAGUUGUAUUCAAAUUCCACUUAGUCGCAUCUAAAGCUUGUGGGUGCAUGGCUCAAGUUGUGGUUGAAAUCCCUAGGCUGGCCAGUGAAUGAUGCAUAAUACUGCUUAAUAAGAUGUGUUCAGACAGCCAUAAACUGCAUCACUUAUAAAGGAAAUUAACUAGCAAUUCAGCUGGCCUGAACUUGAGCCAGUCUGCUUCACUGUAUUCCCUCAGAAGUUUUGUGUAGAGGUCUGUAAUGAAGAUUGUUCAAGUGCAAAGGAAAUGCUCUGUGGAGAAAUCGAAAGUCCUGGAAUGAAAGCAGAAGCAAGGCUUAGGAAUGUUGAAGCUAGUUGACAGCAUGUGCAAAGUGACAGAUAUUCUGUACAUAUUUCCAACAUCAAAAUGCAUUUCCAAAAUAAAGUCUGUUGCAUAUUUUUACUUUGGAGAAGGCUGCUGCACAAUUGACCAUGUACUUUACGAGUGUCAAACAGUCUUCUGCUACUUAACUUUGCUACCUGUGUGGCUUACAUUAUAAAAAUAAAAGCAAACUCUUUUUCUCUGCUAUGUUAGAUUAUUUGCUCUAUUAAUCAAUGGCUGCUGGAGGAGAUCGUUAGCCAUAACGACCCUGCACAAAAACACAUGUCAUAAGGGAUAGGAGCAGAAUUUGGCCAUUCGGUCCAUCAAGUCUACUCCAUCAUUCAACCAUUGCUGAUCUGUCUCUCCCUCCUAAACCCAAUCUCGUGCCUUCUCCCCAUAACCCUUGACACAGAGGAUUAAUGCCAUUCCACACGAUAGAUUUGCUGGAUCACACUUCUAUUCACAUAAGCCUAGGUAGGAUCAGCCUGAUCCUACAGAGCAGGUUCAAGGGACCAAGACUAGCUUCAGUUUUGAAUGUUCACUGUUGUUACUAAAUCAAUGUAAUUUUGCAUGGAUUCAAUUCAGGGAAUGUUAUCAAAGAUACUACAGCCAACUUAUGUGUCUGCUCCCAAUGUAUUCAUUAUUCAGACUUCAACAUUGUAUCAAUGGUAUUAAAUGGAACAAACAUUAAAAUAAAAUAGCAGCUUUUCCAUA